Molecule: messenger RNA, 4835 nt
Organism: Sardina pilchardus (European sardine)
Lineage: Eukaryota; Metazoa; Chordata; Actinopteri; Clupeiformes; Clupeidae
Gene: fhip2a
Product: FHF complex subunit HOOK interacting protein 2
Exons: 17
Coding region: 281-2488 (735 amino acids)
Source: RefSeq, a predicted model, not a curated record
CUCACGUUCUCCCUCUGGUGGACACAAGGAAUGGUGAUUGGCCCUGGAAGUGCCACGGUGGCCUUACGGCGUUCGUUAGCAUGGUAGUCAGUUUAUCGUCCCUGAAUGUGGAAAGUAAUCGAGUUUAACGCUGAGGAAACAAGUGAAAUAUACAGCACUUAUUUUUCUCUGAAGGUCACUAUAUGAAAUCAACAAUCUGGAUCGCAGCGGCAACAACAGAAAGAAGAUAGAGGAAUUCUCUAAGUCUUCUCGAGAAAAAUUGAUUCAGUCUAAGAACAAGAUGUUCUCCAAAUUCACGUCUAUUCUCCAACAUGCAGUCGAGGCGCUUGCACCAUCACUGCCCUUGCAGGAGGAUUUUGUCUAUCAUUGGAAGGCAAUUACUCACUACUACAUAGAGACUUCAGAUGACAAAGCUCCAGUUACAGACACCAACAUCCCCUCUCACCUGGAACAGAUGCUGGACAUUCUGAUCCAGGAGGAAGGGGAGCAUGACUCUGGAGAGACAGGGCCUUGCAUGGAGUAUCUCCUCCACCACAAAAUCCUUGAGACCCUCUACACCCUGGGCAAGGCUGAUUGCCCUCCAGGAAUGAAGCAGCAGGUGUUGAGCUUCUACACCAAACUGCUGGGCAGGAUCCGCCAGCCCCUCCUGCCCCACAUUAACGUGCACAGGCCUGUGCAGAAACUCAUACGGCUAUGUGGGGAGAUAUUAGCUGCACCUACAGAAAAUGAAGAGAUCCAGUUUCUUUGUAUUGUCUGUGCAAAACUCAAACAGGACCCCUACCUGGUGAACUUUUUCCUGGAGAAUAAGGUCAAACGUGGAGACACGAAAGAGCCAGUGGCAGAGGGGGUGAGGGAUGAUCCGUCAGCCCCAGAUACAGGCCAAACCCCCCCUGGAGCAACAUCGCCCAGCAGUCAGGAGCAGUGUGCAGCAACACCAAGCAACUCUACCCCCAAUAACAAUAAUUACAACCUGGUCAGCUCCCUACUCAACCUGACUAAGAGUCCGGACGGUCGGAUUGUGGUGAAGGCCUGUGAGGGCCUCAUGCUGCUGGUCAGCUUGCCGGAGCCCGCCGCCACCAAGAGCCUGACCGAGAGCACGGAGCUCUGUGAGCUGCUGACCAGUCGUCUGGCCAAUUUCUACCAGGCGCUGCCUCAACCUAUGGACCCACUGGAUAUUGAGACGGUUGAGGCUGUCAACUGGGGAUUGGAUGUUUAUAACCUGAAGGAGGAUGCUGCUAUCUUUGCUGGCAAACGUGCGCUCAUCUCUUUCCUCUCUUGGCUGGACUUCUGUGACCAGCUCAUCAAAGAGGCCCAGAAGUCUGCUGCGGCUGUUUUAGCCAGAGCGGUGAGAGACAGAUUUUUCGUGUCUGUAAUGGAGCCACAGCUUAUGCAAACCUCUGAGGUGGGCAUCCUGACCUCCACUGCCCUGCUCAGCAGGAUCCUGCGGCAGGUGACCUCCGAGGCGCUGCUCCAGGAGACCGCCUUCUUCAUCCUGGGCGAGGACACAGCGCCGGAGACGGCGGCGGGAAUCUCCCAGGUCCCCCUGAGGCACAGACUCAUCGAGCACUGCGACCACCUGUCAGACGAGAUUAGCAUCAUGACCCUGCGGCUGUUCGAGCAGCUGCUGCAGAAGCCCAGCCAGCACAUCCUGCUGAACCUGGUGCUGCGCAGCCUGGAGGAGCGCAACUACGCCGAGCUCAAGCCCCAGGAGGAGCGCGAGCCGCUGGAGAACGGACAGCCGCACGACUCUGUAGAUCUGGAGGAAGACCCACUGUUCUCAGAUCUCUCACCAGAUAACAGACUCUCCAGCCCUGAUUGGCUGAGCUGCUCGCCGCCUCAACAUUCUGACCAUGUAAAGCCUGAUGGGAAGACUGAGGUGCACAAGAUAGUAAACAGUUUUCUCUGUUUGGUCCCGGAUGAGGCCAAAUCCUCCAAUCAGGUAGAAGGCACUGGCUAUGACACCUACCUGAGGGACGCACACAGACAGUUCCGGGACUACUGUGGAGUGUGCCAGCGCUGGGACUGGCGAGGACAGCCCAAGCCCUUUGAGAAGUGCAACCUGGACAGCCCCUUCUUCGAGGGCCACUUCCUCAAGGUCCUCUUCGACAGGAUGGGUCGGAUCUUAGACCAGCCGUACGACGUGAACCUGCAGGUGACGUCGGUGCUGUCCAAGCUGGCUCUGCUGCCCCACCCACACCUGCACGAGUACCUGCUGGACCCGUACAUCAACCUGGCCCCCGGCUGCAGGUCCCUCUUCGCCGUCAUCGUCAGGGUGGUUGGGGACCUUAUGCUGCGAAUUCAGCGCAUCCCAGAUUUCACGCCCAAGCUCUUACUGGUCAGGAAGAGAUUGCUGGGAAUGGAACCCGAGGGGUUGGCCAUUGAUCAUGUGACUCUGCUGGAGGGGGUCAUCGUGCUGGAGGAGUUCUGCAAGGAGCUGGCCGCCAUCGCUUUUGUCAAGUUCCACGCGGCCGCCUCCACCUCGCCGUAACCCUGUGCCCGGGAGCGGCGGCGGCGGACAGGCGCAGGGUCAGGACGCCGGAGACAUAACGAACACUGGACUCCAGUCAAAACCUCUCAGAGGACAAAAAACGCAGGCCCCUCCCAACGCUCGGACACCACCUGUCCACAGACACCCAUUGGACAACACUAGUCCACACUCAUCGACCCCUGGCCGGACCCCACCUCCACUCCCCCAGCUGGGAGAGGAGAGCUACUGAAGCGACCCGUUGCAGGAACUGUCCUGAGGUCCACUGCACCAGGAGGUAAAUCGUAUCGGACCGUGGAGCGGUGCAGAACCCUGAGUACUGUAGCUCUCUCUCCCUCUCGGCUCAUUCAUCACUCUAAACCAUAUGGUGUUCCUCAAUAGUUGUUUAUGCGUAUGCUAUUUAAGUUCUGUUCUGUUCUGGUCUGGUCUGUUCUCUGCACCUACAUCUGUGACGUUAAUGAAUGAGUUUUCAGUGUGACUGUGGCUGACACAGGCAUGGUUGUAAGAGUUAUGCAGUUACUGGCAUAGUUCCUGACACCCUGCAUUAAGCAAGACACUUCCUGGUUUUGUUUACCAUAUCCAUUAAGAUACAAAAAAUAUAUUACUGAACAAAUUGAUUUUUUUCAUCAGGAAAAAAAAAUACAUUCAGCUGAUUGGAAAGGAAAAACUGGCCAAAAAGAGGGGUUUGUGAUUUUAAUUAUUGGUGAAGAGUUUUGGAAGUCUUUUUAUUGACACUUUAGUAACUGAAACAGCCUUCUCUUUAGUACAGUAAUCACACCAAUUCAGCGUUGUCCAUAUUUUAAGACUCCGUUGUGUUGUCAGACCCAAGGCUUUCCGAACUGCGCACAGGCUACCUAGACUGGCACUUGCUACACAGACAAUGCUGUAGCAGUGUCAACAGAACUGCUUAGUCUGAUCAUAUGAGAGGACUCGGCCGUUUUUUUUUCCUGGAUGUCCAAGACAGUGUUUUUAAACCAUUUUAUGGUUACUCUUUUACUCUGCUGCAUACGUAUUUAUGUUGUGUGGAUGGGUGUGUGUGUGCCUUCAACUUGCUAUGUGUAUAGCUCCAUUGCAACUUUUAGUUUUCAAACACAGUUUAUUUAUAAGGUGUCAAUAGACUGGAGUGAAUGAUUUUACGGAACUCACCAGUGCAGUACUAGAAUCAUAGACGUGCUCCAUUUGACAUUGCGUCACACUGAUUAAAAAAAUUCAGGAGUCCACGCAUCUGUUCAUAACAUGUGGAAUUACAACAGAUAAGGGCUGGGUUUCCCAGAUUCGUUAAGAAGCUCUUAACUGCUAAGAACUUCUUAGGAGCAUUGUUAGAGCGUUCUGAUAGCGCUCCUAAGAAGUUCUUAGCACUUAAGAGCUUCUUAGUAAAUCUGGGAAACGCGGCCAUUGAAAGUGACUUGAACCCAGUGACACAAAACCAUGCAUAGAUUCUGGCACUGUGCACCAAAGGGGAAGCGUGCUGAGGCCUUUAGCUUAGUAAAAAAAUGUCUGUAUGCAUCACGUCUUUGACGAGGUGUGAGAGAAGUAACAGGAGGGGUCAGACCCCUGACCAGUCCCUUUUUUGAAUGUGAGUUUUUUUGCACAUGCUAUUGGCUCCUGUUAGUUAGCCCCACCGCCUAAGUCCCCCCCCCCCCCCCCCCCCCCAGCAUGUUCACUGGCACCAGCACGGGGAUGUGGGGCACUGAAGACAAAAUGGCAUGUCAAGACAAGACGGUGUCUUACCUGCUGGAGGACCUGAUGAAAAUGUGUCAAGCAGCACCCCUCUUCCUCUGGGUCGUGAUUUUAAGAGCAAUAGAUUUUAACCCUUCUGUCAACCUUUAACGUGUUAAUUCUGCUCUUAGAUUAAUUAUGAAACCAGAGGUAGGUGAAAACAUCAAGCAUAUGAAAAGACUUUAUAUUCACUUCUGUGCCCCACAGUAAAUUGGACUUGAGUUGAUCGCUUCGAUAUCUGUUGUGAGUAUAAGAUGUGGACAUACGUGUGUAUGAGAGCGUGUGUGCUAGUAAGUGAGCGACAGUGUAAGCAUGGUCAGUGCUUAGUUCCACUGGGUGGGAGACUCAGUCUUAAGGUCAGGUAUUAUAUUAAGGCUUAAGUAAGCUUUGUUUUUGUUUUUUUCAUGUUUUGUUUCUCUUGCUACCAUGUGUCCUGCCUUACAACGUAACUGAGCGCAUCAUGCUUGCAUUUAAAGGCUAAAGAAAUUGCACAUUGUCAUUCUGUUCAUAUGUUUAAAAAAUGUAUAGUACUUUAGGUUUAAUUGUAUUUUCUUCAUGAACCAAAAAGAUGUACCAUUUAAAGAGUGGCUGUCUGUUUUUUGUGAGAAAAAAAAUCCAUCUUUUUUAUUGA